AGCGUAUCGUCUGCCGGUUCAACAGCUUGCGGGUGACCAGCGAAGGUGAGGAGCAGGCGCGUUCAUGCAGGAACGGAGGCCUGAUCUGGGCGGGGUCGCGGAAUCACCUCGAUGCACAGAGCGUAUUGUCUGCCGCUACAAUAGCUCGAGGCCGACCACCGACGGUGAUGUGGGAGGCCGUGACGGUGGUGCCAGCGAGGCGGACCGCGUCGACGUAGAAGACGAUGACGGUGACGAGGAAGACGAAGACGAAGCUCCGGUCGAGGAAGCAGUCUCCGGCGGGACGAAAAAGCAACCUUCCAAAGUCUGUGGGAAAGCGAAGGGUAAGGAUAAGGAAGGUGAUACGAACGGCGAGGGUGGCGGGAGCAGAGCGCGGGGGAACUGGAGUUUGAACGAAUCCCUCGUUCUUGUCUAGAAAGUGUGGGACAGGGAGAAGGAUUCGGGACUGCAAUCGUACUUCCUCAUGACAACGAAAGCACGGAAGGAGAAAGGGUACAGGUUUAAUCUAGACCGCACUCUAUACGACGCGAUCCACAUCAUGCAGGGGAACAACCAGGCCGUCCACCCGUCGAAUCUCGUGGACACCGGCAACACACAAGGACAACUGUCACAACUAGGUGAGCAAAGCCAAGCGGCAGCGGGUGGUGGGGAAGCAGACACUUCGGCGAGCGAGAACAGGGGAGUGGAUACGGGGGACGGGUGUGGCAGCAGGUCGUCUUCAAACGGCAUUCAAGGCAAGUGGAAGAACGCCAGGCAACUGGCUUUCGAGGCGGUGACGGAUGUGAUGAAAACGCACUCGACCGUUGUCGUGGAGUCCGUAGACCGCGCGAGCAAGCGGCAGUGCGACGUGCUCCAACGAGAGUGCGACAUAAUGGAGAGGGAGGUGGCGCUCAGAGGUCGUGUCCUCGGUUGUACCAUAACUUUUUACGAGAUGAGGCAUCGUCGAGGAGAGAAGGACGGCAGGUUGUUUGAUUUUGUGGGCGAGGUCAGUGGACAGGAAGUGCGGCAUUACGAGGUGGACGCGAACGGUGACACGAUUCUCAACGUCGUCGUCACGUUGGGAUAUGCGGAUGACAUGCUGCGCGAGGUGGCUGGCUAUGCAACGAAAGUCGGUCGCGCGAUCCCCGACCGGUGGGAAGGAGGAGUAGACGUUCUCGCUGACAUCGUCGACCUCCUGAUGUCAAACAUCGCGAACGAGCACGAUGACUGCAUGACUGUUCCUGCGGAUUUCCGGGUCUGGCCGGAUCCUCCUUUGCACGACCGCCCAGGUCUCCGUGGCGAGAUCCGCAACAUCGAUGAGUAGGUGUGGAUGGAAGCCAUGGCGGCAAACCGUUCGCCGCUUGCACUUGAGAGAGAGAGAGAGGGAGAGAGAGACAGACGCGGAGAGAGAGAGAGAGAGAGAGAGAGAGAGAGAGAGAGAGAGAGAGAGAGAGAGAGAGAGAGAGAGAGAGAGAGAGAGAGAGAGAGAGAAAUCAUGUUCCUUAUGGAUGACGUCCUUAUGUUUUUUGUUUGGCUCAUCUUCUUCGUUUACGAUCGACAACGACUGCGUGUCCCUGUUCGUCGAAUGUUGUGGAGAGAAGUUUCCCCGUGUACUUCUGUUGGCAUGCGGCACAAGCAUGGCUCACAUUGGAACUGACAUGGUGGGGGAGGCGGUAACACAUGCGCGUGGCGCAUUUAGGGUUUGUGAGGUGGUGGUGGAGUUGUUCAUCACGUUUUUUUAAGUUCGCAUGCACUUUCAGGGUUCAAUUGUGUUGGUUGCUUUGUGUCUUUUGCCCUCUUUUUUCCUACGAAGUGUGGAUUUCAGAUUGUGAAGAGAGUAUGUGCUUUUGCGUGGCUAUUUUUUGUUGCUAGUGGGUGUGCGGAUGUCGAUUACAUUCGGGUUCUGUACUGUGCCGAACACAUACAAAGCUCAUGUGCAACAAACUUUUGUUGUCUGCUUCGCCUCACCCAUGAACGAUUGUAAAACUGAGAAAGCAAAUAAACACACACACUUGUUAUCUUUUGGGAAAAAAACACGCAGAAUGAAAUACAUUUACCGUC
Chara braunii is the source of this 2040-nucleotide messenger RNA. Lineage: Eukaryota; Viridiplantae; Streptophyta; Charophyceae; Charales; Characeae. The record is from the annotation of a GenBank genome assembly.